AUGGCGUCGCUGUCGAUGACGAGCGCCGCAGUGGCGCGUGCGCAGUGGACGCCGAGGCAGAACAAGCUGUUCGAGCAGGCGCUGGCGGUGUACGACAACGACACGCCGGAUCGGUGGCACAACAUCGCCCGCGCCGUUUUUGGUUUUGGAACACACAAAUCACAGGCCUGUUUGCAAAUUGGCUAG
Miscanthus lutarioriparius is the source of this 186-nucleotide messenger RNA. The record is from the annotation of a GenBank genome assembly. Lineage: Eukaryota; Viridiplantae; Streptophyta; Magnoliopsida; Poales; Poaceae.